Messenger RNA from Magallana angulata, 3531 nucleotides. RefSeq lists its product as uncharacterized. Gene Ontology annotation, biological process: regulation of DNA-templated transcription. The record is from RefSeq and is a predicted model, not a curated record. The coding region runs from base 316 to 1836 and encodes 506 amino acids. Gene Ontology annotation, molecular function: DNA binding. Lineage: Eukaryota; Metazoa; Mollusca; Bivalvia; Ostreida; Ostreidae. The transcript has a single exon.
GCAGACAUUCCAGUGGAGGUCAAGCAUGAACUGUCAGUGCUCAGUGUCACCCAAUCAGAACACAGCAAAUUCACUUCCUUUCACUCCACUGCCCAUGUCAGGUAACCUUGACAUGCAAAUGAGAUGUGACAGAACCAAUGCAAAUGCAUUGACACUGAGACCUCUGAACCCUGACCUUCUGUAUUAUAUAUAAACCCACCAAACAACUCCUUCUAACCCUCAUUCAUUCCUUGCUGUCCAGUUUAAGCCAGUUCCCCUUGUCACUUUUUUGCUGCUGAUUUUUUUUUAAAAGAGGACAACAACUGCAAGGGAAAGAUGGAUCCACAAAGCACUGGACAAGUCUCUUCUAAAGACAGGAAUUCAGAGCAUACAGAAGCAAGCACUGCAGUAAGUGAGAAUUACUCUGACAAUUCCAGUGUGUACUCCGACACUGUGGCCCAGACUUACAGAUCCCCUGCUGGUCUAUGGCCCUACUCUCCCAUACCUACAUGUUCAGAUGGCUACCUCCCCCACACCACAGUCAAGUCAGAAUACUCAAGCUAUAAUAAUUCUCCAAUGUGUCACAAGGCAGCAGUAAGUGAGAUGUACCAAUACAGUAGUGCACCUUACCAUGACUAUGCAAACAUUUAUCAAAGUCAGCUUACAGAGUGGCAGCAGAUGCAUCAGUGGUAUUAUACCUCCAACUGCUACGGCAACGAUCGCCCGAUAAAAUAUCCCGAUAUACCGAUAACUCCACUCCCUGUUGAUUCCACUAACGGCGCUUCGUAUAAUGCUCAGUCAGCAGACAUAGCUAGAUGCUCUACUCCCGACCUCAUAACAGCACUGGCUUCCAUUUCGUCCGAUUCCAGUGCAAAAUUUUCAGAGCCCAGCGUUAAAUAUUCCGACUCAAAUGGAAAAUUCUCCAGGUGUAUAAGUCCACUUCUCUCCGAAGCUAACCAAGUGUUGUCCAAUGAUUCUCCCAAAUCUGAAAUUUCUCCAAAUGUGUCCGUAAUCUCAGAACAAGGAAAUCAUUCAAUGUAUCUCCAAGUGGCAAAUCGUGUGCAGGAUAGUGGAUAUAAUUCUGAUUUGUGCAUGUCACCUGUGUAUCCGAUGGAUUCAAAGCUGAAUUCCCCAUCUUUGGAUUUAAGAAUAGAGAUUUCCGACGAUGAAGACAAAGAAAACGAGGAACCAGAUGAGGAAACAGUGAAUUUAUCCCAGUUUGUUGAUAUUUACAACUUGACCAAACCUUACAUGCCUAAACCAAACCUAGCGGAUUUCCUUAAGGAGUCUUCUCAGGCAUCUCAGGAUAACAUCUCCUCUCCGAAUUCCAACCUCGUGCAAUCAACAGACAUCACUUCAAGUCUCCCCUCUCCCAUUGAACAAAAAGUGCACCCAAAAGCGAUUCUCUGCCACAAGAUGCCUCAGCAACCCCAGAGACCCAACAUCAAAAAGUGCGAGGCAGCCAAACGAAAAAUCACAGAUGCCGAAAUUCAGGCAGUGAUGCAAAGAGAGAGCAAACGACAGCGUCACAAUCAGCCGCUAAAUCUCAAAGCUGUUCGCAUCAUGACGGAAUGGUACGACAGGCAUGAAGAAAAUCCGUAUCCGUCCAAAUCGGAAAAAGAAAUCAUGGCCAAGGAGGGCGGAAUUUCCGUAACUCAAGUGAAAUCCUGGUUUGCCAACAAGCGUAACAGGAGCAACAACACUAAACCGAAAGUGCAGAAGCGUCAGAUGACGGAGAGACUGUUGGACAUUUGUCAUCAGCUGGCCCGCAGUGCCAAGCAACCAACACUGAACAACGCUGACAUCAUACAACAGCUGUCAACGAUAAUCACCAGCCCCCCUCCCCCGGGCGAGUAAGUGUCUCCUAGCCCGAUAUGCGUUAAAUGAGAUAUUUUAAUCUUUCAAAGUGCUUUACAAUGCAAAUGUACUAAAUUGUGCUAUUGGGUGUUGGUUAAUUAUGUAUAUUUCUGUCCUCUUAUUUAUUACUAUGCAAGGAAAUUUGCUCUAUAUUGUGUAAAUACUUGAUAGAUCCCAGUUUUUUCUAAGAAGAUUCUUCAUAAUAAAUUUCCUAACUGUAGAUGGUUAUAGUUGGCAGUAAUUUUUUUUAAAAAUAUACCUUUAAGUUUGUAAGAAGACUACAGAAAAUGUGCAAUAUUUAUUUCUGGGCAAUUGAUCUGUGUUUGAUCUUUUCUCAAGAGAAUCAGUUCAUUUUUACCCCAUAUAUACAUAUGUUUAUCUAAUUUGCAUGCUUUUUUGUUGAUUUAUUGAUAGUUGAUAAAAUAACAAAAAAAAAUUCAAAAACCCAAAAAAUAUUUUACCUAUUCUAGUCUCUUAUCUGAAAAGGGGGAGUUUUUUUUCUAACGUGGAAUGUUUGGAGGAAUGGGCUGGUCACAGAAAUUAUCUCCCCUAAAAACAAAUCUUUUAAAUCAUUGAACAAACAGUAUUUUAGAAAUAUAUCGUGAACUUUGAUUUAUAAUCUCACACAUUAUGUGAUAUGAUAAGAUAGACUUGUUAGUGAAUAUUUUUUGUGCUGUAGAAUUUAUUAAAUUUUUUUUUUUUUGCUUGCACUGUGACUAGCAUGUUCAUUUUAUUCAGCAUUGUUUUACCAUUGUUGUAUUACAAAGGGCAUGGACAUGUUUUAGUUUUUUUUUUUUUAAAUGUAUGUUCCAGUACUUGUGUAUUUUCUAUAACGCUAGCUGUGAUGAUAAGUUAUUGGACUGUGGCCAGUCACGGAAGAGAGGUUUUGACCUCCCCACUAAUCAUUAUUCAUUGACCUCUUUUAAGUAAUCACACUGACCUUUGACCUUAAUUUUUGUAGGAGUUUUACUCUUGCAAAAUUUUGCGAUAAAUUUUGUUUUCUUUCGUUUUUUCAUUGAAUUUUGUGGGGAGGUCAGGAUGAGAGACUUGUAUCUGUGAUAUUAAUUUACAUAAUUUAUUUAUUGAAAGGGGAGAUAAGUUGUAGCAAUAAUUUCUGUCUUUCCAUACUGUGAUUUAUCUGUGAUAAUUGUAAAGAAAAACUGUCUUUUUUUAUUUUUUUCGUUGGCAUUUUGGGCCUUAUUGUUAUCACUUAUUUAUUUUUUUGCCUGUAUACAUGUGUUCCGAUAUCAGAUUAAUUUGUCGUGAAUUCAAAACAUUGAAUGCAAGAGGAUGUGUAUCCAAUCUACACAUGGACUAGCUACCUCAAUCCCAUGUUAUAUAUAUAUAAUGUACGCCUGAAUUGGAUUGAGCAAGUGUAGCAUUUUGUAGCAUGUUUUUAUGCGCGAUAUUACUGCUACAGACUUGUGAAAAUUUGAUUGAUUUUCUUUCGUAUGUGUGAUUGUUUUCGGCAUACUUUAUUUGCAUGAAAUCAUGUGAUAUAUAUAUGUACAGUGGUUCCGUCCCAUAGAGUACUUUGUUGUUAUUGUGUGAAUUUUUGUAUAUAUGUACAUGAAAUAUUUAUUAUCCCCACUGUGCAACAAGAAAUGCUACAUAAGCUAUAAUAUUGUUCACAAUAUGAAAAUAACUACACAUAUCUUGCCAAUGUUUUUACGUGCAAUAAAAUGAAAAUGUUCA